UCGCCACGCAAAUCUCUUCUCCUCCGCUCCCUCCGCUCCCCGUUCCCCAAAAGGCUGCUCUCGAAGGUCAAAACUCUCUCUCUCUAACUCUCUUUCUCUUUCGCCCUCCUCUCUCUCUUUAAUGGCGGCUGGGCUAGCUAAAGAAGAGGAGCACCAGAUCUUUCUCGCGACCCAGUGCUCCUCCUAACCCGGCCUCCCCCUGUUUUCCCUCCCCUCCUCUCCUGUAUUUCGAUUCUAUCCCCAUUCCACGGAAACCGGAUAAAAAAAAUCCAAUCUUGGCACCUCUUGCUCCGAGAUCCGCUCCUUGUUCCAAGGAGUACGUGGAGAACGAGAAACCCUCGGAUUUGAGCUCGUCGGGUCCGGGGUUUCCGAGCAAACACACCCUAGUGGCACGAGAAGGAGGGGGUGUUGGUUAGGGAGUGGGCAAUGGAGACCGCGUGGAGGCGAGCGAAGAGGGCGCUGGCGGUGAAUCUUUGCGUCUAUGUUCCGGGCAAUCUGGACGAUGACGGUGGCUCGCCUUCCGGCGGGCACGCCUCCGGGACGUCGUCGGAUGGUGCGGCGUCGGAGGCGGCUCCGGUGUCGCCUUGGGGGGCGUCGGAUUACCAGGCGCUCAUGCCGACGACGCCCACCCCGACCUCCGCCGGCCUCAGGCUUUCCAAAUCCGGGAGCAGAUCGUCAAAGAGAACAUGUGCUAUAUGCCUUGUCACCAUGAAAUCAGGCCAUGGCCAUGCCCUCUUCACUGCAGAAUGCUCCCAUACAUUUCACUUUCAUUGCAUAGCGUCAAAUGUGAAGCAUGGCAACCGUGUGUGCCCUGUAUGCAGAGCCAAGUGGAAGGAGAUCCCCUUCCAGGCCCCCCCUCCCUCUGAGCAUCCUCAUGGGAGAGCGCGAGUAAACCCAAUUAACUGGCCUCAAGAAGAAGGCUAUAUGACUGUUGUGCGUCGGCUUCCUCGUGCAGAUUCUGCAAACCGGCAGCACCACCUCACUCCUCUAUUCCACACUUCAGAGCCAAUCUAUUUCAAUGACGACGAGCCUCUAGACUUGCAGCCUGAUACAACUAGAAACUCCCAACGUGGAUGUAGUAAAACAGUGGAGGUCAAGGUGUACCCGGAAUUCUCUGCCAUUCCUCAGUCAGCCUCCCGAGAGAGCUUCACCAUCCUGAUCCAUCUGAAGGCCCCACACGCCAGCACAGACCAGGUUUCUAGCCGAAACAUCAAUGCAAGCUCAACAGCCUCACAAACCUCUCGUGCUCCUGUAGACCUUGUCACAGUGCUUGAUGUAAGUGGCAGCAUGGCUGGCACAAAGCUGGCACUUCUUAAGCGUGCCAUGGGGUUUGUUAUCCAAACCCUAGGACCCUCUGAUAGGCUUUCUGUCAUUGCCUUCUCUUCAACUGCACGCCGACUCUUCCACCUCCGUCGGAUGUCUGACUCUGGUAGGCAGCAGGCCUUGCAAGCUGUCAAUUCGUUGGUGGCCAAUGGUGGCACUAACAUUGCUGAGGGACUCAGGAAGGGGGCCAAGGUGAUUGAGGAGCGUAGGGAGAAGAACCCGGUAUGCAGCAUCAUUCUUCUCUCUGAUGGGCAGGACACAUAUACUGUAGCCUCUAAUUCUGGCGGAACUCAGCGUUCACAAGUAGACUAUGAAUCACUUGUUCCAUCCUCUAUUCGUGGUGCAACCAGCUAUCAAAUACCUGUCCAUGCCUUUGGUUUUGGUGCAGAUCACGACUCUGCUUCCAUGCAUUCAAUCUCAGAAACCUCUGGUGGGACUUUUUCUUUUAUUGAGACUGAGGGUGCAAUUCAAGAUGCAUUUGCUCAAUGCAUCGGCGGGCUCCUGAGUGUGGUUGUGCAAGAGACGUGGGUGGGUGUGGAGUGUGUGCACCCAGGUGUGCAACUUGCUCCAAUCAAGUCAGGCAGCUAUGCAAGUCAGGUGGCAGGUGAUGGACGGAGUGGAUCAAUUGAUUUGGGUGACCUGUAUGCCGAUGAAGAAAGGGACUUCCUGGUAUCUGUAAACAUUCCACCAGCCCGUGAAGAGAUCGUGCUGCUGAAGGUGUGUUGUUCCUAUAGAGAUCCAGUAAUGAAUGAGACUGUCAACUUGGAAGGUGAAGAACUGAGGAUUCAGAGGCCAGAGGUUGUUGCAGGCCAGACCAUGUCAAUUGAGGUCGACCGUGAGAAGAAUCGUGUUCAGGCUGCAGAGGCUAUGGAAGCUGCGAGGGCUGCAGCUGAGCAGGGUGCGCUAUCUGAUGCAGUGUCCAUCCUGGAGGAGCGUCGAAGGAUAUUGUCUGAAUCCCUGGCAGGACGAUCUGGUGACAGGUUGUGCUUGGCUCUGGAUGCAGAGCUGAAGGAGAUGCAGGAGAGGAUGGCUAAUCGGCAGAGGUACGAGGCUUCUGGGAGGGCAUAUGUGCUAUCAGGGCUCAGCUCACAUUCAUGGCAGAGGGCAACAUUGCGUGGGGACUCGACAGACAGUGUUAGUCUUAUUCAUGCCUAUCAGACACCAUCUAUGGUCAACAUGCUAGAGCGAUCGCAGACAUUGAGUCCAUCUCCAUGGCUUCUCAACCCACCAAUCCAUCCGGUCAGGUCCUCAUCCUUCGCGACACAACCGCAGCCAAGGUAAUUAAGUUCACCAUUUCUGUAAAAGAACAAGGGAAAACAUUGUAUUAAUGUUUUCGUUUAUUAUCUUCAUAUUUUGAGGUGGGGGUAAAUGGUCUUGAUGGCAUACUAGAUGGGGAUAUACUCCCGGGUUGUAAAUGAAUAAAAUCUGGGAAGGUGGACAGAAAUGAAGGGUUAAGGUGAAAGGAGGUAUAAUGGUUUCAAUGGUAAAAAAGGUGUUGGUAUUAGCUCGGUUUUUUUUUCCCUCUUUUUUUGGCUUUGGUGUUGCAUAUUAGAGAAGGUUUUCCCUUAAAUAGGGCGGUAUACGCUUGUAAUAUUUGGGAAUUCAUGGGGGAGCAUUCUAAUUUUGGAUAUUAAUUUCUGUAAUAUUUGGCUAAUUCAUUUAUUUCAACUCUUCGGUCUCUUUGUAA
Molecule: messenger RNA, 3010 nt
Organism: Phoenix dactylifera (date palm)
Lineage: Eukaryota; Viridiplantae; Streptophyta; Magnoliopsida; Arecales; Arecaceae
Product: E3 ubiquitin-protein ligase WAV3-like
Source: RefSeq, a predicted model, not a curated record